GAGGUCGGCAAGGUCAGCGAGCAGGGCUACGUCGAGGUGCCCCGCGCGGAGGCGCCCGCGCCGCAGAGCUCCGCCGUGGCCGCGGCCUUCGGCGGCGCGGCCGAGCUUGGAUCGCCCGCGGCGCCCCCGCGGCUUGCAGCGCCGACCGCCCGCGGCGGCGCAGCUGCAGCAGCAGCAACAGCAGCAGCAGGCCGUGCUGGACUCCUUCGGCAUGAUGUGAGCGGCCGGGGGCCGGCGCGCUGGGCCGAAUCGGCCCUGACUGGGCCGAAUCGGCCCUGA
Messenger RNA from Prorocentrum cordatum, 279 nucleotides. Lineage: Eukaryota; Dinophyceae; Prorocentrales; Prorocentraceae. The record is from the annotation of a GenBank genome assembly.